AUGGCCACUGCUGUGCGGAACAGCAGCGGGGGAAGCGGCGGAGGGACCGCUGGCCGGGGCGACGGCGCAAGCAGAGGGCGCGCGGGCGUCAGGGGGAAAGCGGCACUGGGCGGGCGGAGCGGAGAGCAGGGGGAAAAGUUGCGCGUAGCCGCUGGGGAAGGGAGCGCGCAUGGCGCAGGGGGAAGGGGAGAUAGAAGCAGGGGGAGGGGAACAGGGGCGAGCGGAAGGGUUGGGGGGCGAGGGCGGAGAGCAGAAGAGCCAGUCCGGGGGAAGGAAGUGAUUGGGGAGAAACAGAAGAGAGUCGUUUCCGCACAGGAGGAGCGUGAGGAGACAAGGGGAAGAGCUGAAGGUGAUAGCGUUGCGGAACGUGAUAGAGUAGCUGAAACGGAGACCGAAGGGGCACAGACAGAGGAGGUGGGGGUGGCAAGGGCGAGUGGUAACAACAGCAGUGGGGAUAGGGCUGCGAGAGAGCCUGCGAUUGGUCUGGAUUCGUCUCAAGAAGCGUCUAGGUUCACUGAAUGUGGGGUUUCGUUGGGGUGUGAGACGGUCGCAGGUGGUGCAGAGGUAGGGACGGAGGGGCUGGGAUGCCAGAGAGAGGGGGAGGUGGGGGAGGAGGGGGUGGAAGAGUGCGGGGAUGACGCUGCAUCAUUGGGAAUGGGACGAGGAGAGGGUGGGGAUGGGAGUGUGGAGAGAGGAGGGGAGAGGAGAGGAGGGACGGAGGCAGGGGAGGGAGCAGAUGAGGGAGAAGGAGGAAGGGGAGAGGGGGAAGGGGAGGAGGAUGUUGGGAAGGCGCGUGGAAAGGAGGAAGCCAGGGGAAAAGGCGAAGGUGAGGAGAAGAUAACAGGCAAAUCAGUUAGCAAGGGAGCGAAUGAGGGAGUGAGUGAGGGGGUGCUAGUGGGAGUGAGUGCACAUGAGGCUGGGGGGCUGAGAGUUGAAGAGGGUUCAAACUGGGUGGAGGGGGACAGAAGGGAAAUCGGGAAUGUAACACAGGCAGAAGGCGUAGGGGAGUCUGAACAGAGAGUAGAGACGAGAAAGUCUGCAGGAGAAGAAGAAGGGAAGGAGGGAUCAUUAGUGCCUUAUCCAGUAUCAAUAGAAAGGGCGACAGUUGCAGCAUGUGCGGCAGUGGAAGAAGGGGGUGAUGCAAGUAAUGCUGCUCAGAGUGGUGCGGGGAGUGCUACUAGGAAUGGUGGUGGGAGUGGUGAGGAGAGUGAGCAAGGGAGAGAGAAGGAGAGUGAGAAGGGGAGUGGGAAAGAGAGGCCAGUCAAAAUUGGAAACACGUAUUCACUGAUACAGCAACAGCAGCAGCAGCAACAGCAGAAACAGGAACAGCAGCAGCAGCAGCCGGUGCAGCAUGUUCUAGGUGGUGUGGCAGCAGCAGGAAUCUCACGAGAGCAGCAACAGACGCUUGUGCUGCAACAGGGGCAGGCACAGGCACAGGCACAUGCACAUGCACAUGCACAGGCGCAGGCGCAGGCGCAGGCACAGGCACAGGCACAGGCACAGGCAGCCACGGCAGCGAGUGCAUCUGCAGCAGCAACAGCAGCAGUGAUGCAUGGGUGGUCUGAACGAUGGAGUGAGCUGGCCACACUCAGGGCCGACAGGAAUGCCACGGAGCAGCAGCUAGCAGCAGCAAGCUCCACGCUCACCACGUGUCUGCGCCGCCUGCACCUGCUGCGCCGCAGGGAGGACCAACUACUGCUCGACCUGCGCCUGUGCUCCGCCUCCUCUCCCCUGGUGAGCUCUCUUCGUUCCAUGCCGCACCUCUGCUUGCGCCUCUGCUCACCUGCUGCGUCGCAGGGAGGACCAACUACUGCUCGACCUGCGCCUCCGCUCCGCAUCCUCUCCCCUGGUGAGCCGCUGUGCCGUCCCUUUGCUCACCCCUCCCCCCUCUUGAUUCGACCCAAACGACCCCUGGCCCCUCUGUCCAUUCCCCCCCGCCCUCCCCUUCGCUCCCACGCCAGCAAGAAGGCUGCUGUUGCCUCUGCUGCUGCGGAGACUGGUGGAGGGGUGGGAGUGGGAGGAGCACCACCAGCCACAGCAGCAGCAGCAGCAGCAGCAACAUCACCAGCAGCAGCCGCAGCAGCAGCCACAGGAGGGCAGGUGGUGGGAUCGUUAUGGGAUUCCCCUCGAGAGGUGGUGGUGAGGUCUGUAACGGCCCGCGAUGCCAGCAUAUCCACUGUGCUCCACUCUCUAGACGCUGUCAGACGCCAGGUUGCGUGCUCCUUCCGCCUCGGGGCAGCAGCAGGGCAGCACAUUGCAGGCGGAAAGCACCUUGCAGGGGCAGCAGGGCAGCACAGGGCGUCAGGGGCAGGGGCAGGGGCAGGGGCAGGGGCAGGGGCAGGGAUGGUGCAACAAGGGCUGUUGCCGACUGGUGUUUCAGGGUCAGGGAGGGUGGGGGUUCGAUCCAGAGGGAGUGCUCUCAGCUCUCCUGUGCACCAGGAAACGUCGAGAGGGGGGUUGGGUGGGAGUUCGGGAAGGGGAGGGGGUAAAGUAGAUGGGGAAAGGGGUGAUGGUGGUGGUUCUCGUGUGGGUAAGACAGGAGUUGAAGGGGAGGGGGGUGGUGGAGGAGGAGGUGGGGUUGAAGGAUUCGCAGAUCCUAAUGUGGAUUUGAGAGAAGAUGUGAAUGGGGGUUUUACUGGAGAGUAUGGGUUUGAUGCACUGAUGUUUGAGGCGGGUGGAGGAGCUGGUACUAUGCUGGGUGCACCAUGGGAGCACAUGCAGCCCAUGCCGGGGCAGCAGCAGCGGCACCAGCAGCAGCAGUACCAGCAGUACCACCAGCAGCAGCAGCAGCAGCAGCAGCAGCAGCAGCAGCAGCAGCAGCAGCAGCAGCAGCAGCAGCAGCAGCAGCAGCAGCCGCAGCCGCAGCCGCAGACAGUUUUUCACCUGCCAUUCGAGCCAUCUCAGCAGCAUCACGCGCACACUGCAGGAGCGGCAUCAGGAGGGUUUAUGCACCCGCGCCAGGCACCCAUGGGUGUCAUCAUGCACGUGCAUGUGCCCAGCUCCACACAUGCCUCCUCCACCAAUGAUGGCGCCAUCAACUUCGCUUGGCCAGUGCCCUCCCUGUUUUCCUCUCCCUUUCCCCCUGUCCGCCUCUCCCUUUCCCCCUGUCCUCCUCUCCCUUUCCCCCUGUCCUCCUCUCCCUUUCCCCCUGUCCUCCUCUCUAUUUCCCCCUGUCCUUCUCUCCCUUUCCCCCUGUCCUCCUCUCCCUUUCCCCUUGUCCUCCUCUCCCUUUCCCCCUGUCCUCCUCUCCCUUUCCCCCAGUCCUCCUCUCCCUUUCCCCCUGUCCUCCUCUCCCUUUCCCCCUGUCCUCCUCUCCCUUUCCCCCUGUCCUCCUCUCCCUUUCCCCCUGUCCUCCUCUCUAUUUCCCCCUGUCCUUCUCUCCCUUUCCCCAUGUCCUCCUCUCCCUUUCCCCCUGUCCUCCUCUCCCUUUCCCCCUGUCCUCCUCUCCCUUUCCCCCUGUCCUCCUCUCCCUUUCCCCCUGUCCUCUCCCUUUCCCCCUGUCCUCCUCUCUAUUUCCCCCUGUCCUCCUCUCCCUUUCCCCCUGUCCUCCUCUCCCUUUCCCCCUGUCCUCCUCUCCAUUUCUCCCUGUCCGCCUCUCCCUUUCCCCCUGUCGUUCUCUCCCUUUCCCCCUGUCCUCUCUCCCUCCCACCCUUCCUCCCCCUCUCUCACAUCCCUUCCUUUCCUACUGUCCUCUCCCACCAUUCACGCUUCUCUCAGCCAUCCCUUUCCCCCCUCCCCUGUCCCUCGCUUUCCCCCACUACCGUCCCUUCCCUUUCCACUACGUUCUCUCGUCCAGCCCAGCCGACAGUACCAGCUUUGCUUGGCCACUGA
Closterium sp. Naga37s-1 is the source of this 3831-nucleotide messenger RNA. The record is from the annotation of a GenBank genome assembly. Lineage: Eukaryota; Viridiplantae; Streptophyta; Zygnematophyceae; Desmidiales; Closteriaceae.